This is a messenger RNA of Penicillium malachiteum, 1269 nucleotides long. RefSeq names its product glycosylphosphatidylinositol-alpha 1,4 mannosyltransferase I. Lineage: Eukaryota; Fungi; Ascomycota; Eurotiomycetes; Eurotiales; Aspergillaceae. The transcript has 3 exons. Gene Ontology annotation, molecular function: alpha-1,4-mannosyltransferase activity; GPI mannosyltransferase activity. Bases 1 to 1269 code for a protein of 422 amino acids. Gene Ontology annotation, biological process: GPI anchor biosynthetic process. The record is from RefSeq and is a predicted model, not a curated record. Gene Ontology annotation, cellular component: glycosylphosphatidylinositol-mannosyltransferase I complex; membrane.
AUGGGCAUUUUUCAUUCUCCCGCCAGGGUGUUCGUUGGUGCCACGGCUCUCCGUCUAGUUCUGCUGAUUUACGGCGGCUGGCAAGAUGCUAAUUCGGCUGUGAAGUACACCGAUAUUGACUACAUGGUCUUUACGGAUGCUGCGCGAUAUGUCUCCAAGGGCCAAACACCAUAUGCUCGAGACACAUAUCGUUAUACGCCACUCUUAGCAUGGAUGCUCCUACCGACCGCAUGGGAAGGCCCGGCUCCUUGGUCAACAUUAACUUUCGCCUUUGGCAAGGUGCUCUUUGCCUUGGCUGAUGUUUUGGCUGGCUGGCUGGUCGUGCAGCUCUUGACCCGAUGCUAUCGAUUUUCACCUGAAAGAGCACUACGCUACGUUGCUGCCGUCUGGCUGUGGAAUCCCAUGGUCGCCAACAUUAGUACCCGCGGCAGUUCCGAGGGGCUACUUGGCGUGUUGGUUGCAGGGUUGCUUUGGGCUACCUUGACAAGACGGGCUAUUCUUGCAGGAUUGAUCCUUGGACUAGCGGUGCACUUCAAAAUCUAUCCUUUCAUUUAUGGUGCAUCCAUUCUAUGGUGGUGGGAUGCAGAAUGCGAUGGUGCUGCCCCGACGAACGACCUCAGUAUCAUAUCACGGGCUAUUCGAUUUAUCACGCCAUCUCGUGUGAAGUUGACACUGACGGCUCUUAUCACCUUCGCUACUUUGAACCUUGUCAUGUAUCUCCAAUAUGGUUUGCCAUUUCUCCACCACACAUUUUUCCACCAUCUCACUCGCAUUGACCACCGACACAACUUCUCGCCAUAUGCCACUCUACUUUAUCUGACUUCAGCGGGAAAUACCACAUCGCACUUCGAAGCUCUCGCUUUCAUUCCUCAGCUGGUACUUGCAGUGGUCGCUCUCCCGUUGGUGCUGGCUAAAAAGAGCCUAGCAACCGCCAUGCUGGCCCAAACAUUUGCUUUCGUCACAUUUAAUAAAGUGUGCACCAGCCAGUACUUCAUAUGGUAUCUCAUUCUACUACCCUUCUACCUUCCCACUUCCAGCCUCGUACGUAGGCCUAGGCUCGGUAUUUCGGCGGCUGUUUUAUGGGUCAUUGGUCAGGCUCUUUGGCUCCAACAAGGCUACAACCUGGAAUUCCUGGGUCUUUCAUCCUUUGUCCCUGGACUUUUCCUUGCCUCACUAUUCUUCUUCGCCGUCAACAUCUGGAUUCUGGGUAUUAUUGUUUGUGACGCAGGUGGAGCAGAGGAUAUUGUCCCUCGAGACAAGAAGGAUUAG